This is a messenger RNA of Hypoxylon trugodes, 1168 nucleotides long. RefSeq lists its product as uncharacterized. The record is from RefSeq and is a predicted model, not a curated record. The transcript is spliced from 2 exons. Bases 1 to 798 code for a protein of 265 amino acids. Lineage: Eukaryota; Fungi; Ascomycota; Sordariomycetes; Xylariales; Hypoxylaceae.
AUGUCCACCCACGAGAUUCACCAGGCGAGCUCCUUUGGAGAUUCCCAUGCAUAUCAAAUGCAACAGACAAUCCUAUCAUCUUUGGUCCACGCUGACGACCAACAUCCUGAUGUCUACAACACUCCGGACGGCUACAACAUCACCAAGGAUGAUCUCAUCAGUCUUCCCGGUGAUCUCCGCGGCUGUCGUUGCAUGAAUAUGUGGAUUGAGAUGUGGACCGUCCCGGUACAUCCCGUCGUGAAGUUCAACUCAUCCGCCCCUAAGGAAAUCCCUAACCACGCUAUGCUUCGAUUUGAUUUCGUAAAUCUGCAUGGUCGUCACUGCGGAAUCCGCAUCGGAGUCCUUCCGGACUGGGAUCUCGAGGAGCCUUUGGUGGUUACCCACGAGGGUUUUCUUUUGCCUGGGAAGCUCGUCGCCAUGCCUAUGACCAAGGAAGACAUUCGUCUGAGCGAAGCCCGCUCCUACGUGUUCCCGCUGAAGAUCGAACAGACGGUCACCGACAUCCUGCAGUUCAUUAUGAGCAAGCAGCUCGGCUCCUUCGACUUUCUUGCCAGAGACUUGCUCUGGGGAGGUAAUGAUUUCGUCAUGCAAACCUUCCAUCAGCUCGUUGCCGGCGGAUACAUCUCUCCCUACAUCGAGUACGCCCAUCCGUUCGACGAUUGGAACCAGUAUAUCUCAACCGGCUAUAUGGCCUUGGCAACGCACGUUACUGCAGACAAUCUCACGUUCCCCACCAAGGUCUUCAAGGGCCGCUUCCGCUUCUACCAUCGAAUCCAACUCCCCUGGAUGUGUUACUGAGUAUGGAUUGCUGGGGCGUGAGGUAUCGUACUCUCAUAUUCGUUGCCGUUCAUGGAAGGCUUGAGGACGUUGCUCGACGGAUGCGAAUUACAUUUUACGGCAUGCAGACGCGAUAAAUCAGCUUCGCAAUUGUCUCUGCCGACUGUUUCUUUCUUCUUUCUUUUUUCCCCUUUUAUUUCAUUCGAUCAUAUCGGAAUUGGGAUGAUGCCCAUACAACUCUCCUACGAUACGAAUUCGAGGCAAGGUCUGAGAUAUUUGCCGUUGGUAGGGGCAGGUUGAUGCCAAGGGGACGUUUCCUGCGGUUAUUCUAACUUAAGAAACCGUGGCCACAAUUGCGCUGGCCUGUACUUCAUUUAGUACUUCAUAGGGA